Periophthalmus magnuspinnatus is the source of this 1867-nucleotide messenger RNA. RefSeq names its product alkaline phosphatase, intestinal, tandem duplicate 1 (gene alpi.1). The record is from RefSeq and is a predicted model, not a curated record. NCBI's taxonomy places the organism in Eukaryota, Metazoa, Chordata, Actinopteri, Gobiiformes, Gobiidae. The transcript is spliced from 11 exons. The coding region runs from base 44 to 1648 and encodes 534 amino acids. Gene Ontology annotation, cellular component: plasma membrane. Gene Ontology annotation, molecular function: alkaline phosphatase activity. Gene Ontology annotation, biological process: dephosphorylation.
UUCAAACACACACAGAAGUCAUCCUUACAGGUGGGACUUCGCAAUGGAACCAAGAGCCCCUGUUCUCUUACUCAUCCUUGGGGGGCUCCUGGUGUGGGCAGAGGAUUGGGUUACAGAGCACGAUCAAGAAGGAUAUGACUAUGAGAGGGACCCUGCUUACUGGGAUGCUCAGGCCCGCGACACACUGGAUGCUGCGCUGAAGCUCCGCCCACUGGAACACCGAGCCAAAAACAUCAUUUUAUUCCUGGGAGACGGGAUGGGGGUUUCCACUGUGUCCGCGGCCAGGAUCCUCCGGGGGCAGAUGGAGGGGAGGUCUGGAGAGGAGACAGUUCUCUCCAUGGACACAUUCCCAUAUGUGGCUCUGUCCAAGACCUACAGUGUGGAUAAACAGGUGGCGGACAGUGCCAGCACAGCUACAGCGUAUCACUGUGGGGUCAAGGCUAAUGCUAAGACUGUGGGCGUCAGUGCGAUGGCUGUGGCCUAUGAGUGCAACACUACCUUUGGUAAUGAGGUCUACUCUGUCCUGCGACGUGCUAAAGCUAAAGGUAAAUCAGUGGGAAUAGUGACCACCACUCGGGUGCAGCAUGCCUCCCCUGCAGCCGCCUAUGCCCACUCUGUGAGCCGCAGCUGGUACAGUGACUCUGACCUGCCCUCCAGCGCACAGCAACAAGGCUGUGUGGACAUUGCCACACAACUCGUCACCAAUGUGGAUAUUGAUGUGAUUUUAGGUGGGGGAAGGAUGUACAUGACACCCAAAGGCACCCUAGACCCAGAGUACCCCACGUCCAACUCCCGCAAGGGUGACCGCAAAGACAAGAAGAACCUCAUUGAUGUGUGGCUACAUGCUAAACCAAACAAGAGAUCACGCUACGUUUGGCACAGAAAAGACUUUGAUGAAAUUGAUGUGAAGACAACAGAUCGACUUAUGGGUCUGUUUGAACCAAAAGACAUGAGAUUUGAGGUUUUCCGCAACAGCACCAGAGACCCCUCCAUUGUGGAGAUGACUGAGAAAGCAAUUCAAAUCCUGAGCAAAAACCCUAAAGGAUACUUUUUAUUUGUGGAAGGAGGGAGAAUUGACCACGGCCACCAUGAUGGGAUCGCCAAGCUGGCCCUAACAGAAGCAGUUGUGUUUGAUGAGGCUAUAAACAGAGCUGGGGAGCUCACCAAAGCAUCAGAGACACUUACUGUAGUCACGGCCGACCACUCUCACGUCUUCACCUUUGGAGGCAACACUCCUCGAGGGAACCCAAUCUUUGGUCUGGCACCAAAGAAGGCCGAUGACAAAAUGCCUUUCACCAGUAUCCUGUACGCCAAUGGCCCGGGCUACGUUCAUAUAAACGGAACCAGAGAGAACAUCACAAUGGUGGAUUACUAUGAUGAGGAGUACAUGCAGCAGGCUGCUGUACCACUGGAUUCAGAGACUCAUGGUGGCGAGGAUGUGACUAUCUAUGCCAAAGGCCCCAUGGCUCACCUGUUCCAUGGGGUGAAAGAGCAGAACUACGUGGCUCAUGUCAUGGCCUACGCAGCCUGUCUGGAGCCCUACAAGAACUGCCCCCCCCACGCUCCCGGCCACAGCUCUGCCAGCAGUGCAAGACCACAGCUGAGCGCACUGUUAGCUACCUUCAGUUGGAUGUGGCUGCUCAGAUGACACAGAGACACUGGCCUACAGACUGUUGCACUUUGCAUUUCUACAGACACACGCUGGUCCCCAAUCAUAAAGUACAUGCUUCAUAGCAUUUUUGCUGUAAUGUUGUCAUUACAGGAAUACGUUUCAGUGUUUCUCAUAAAUACAGGAGAAUAUGGGGACCCCAUUUGACCUUCACCUCCUAUAGUCUAACACAAGCUCAACAAAACCUGAUAUAUUUGG